Molecule: messenger RNA, 2070 nt
Organism: Hordeum vulgare subsp. vulgare (domesticated barley)
Lineage: Eukaryota; Viridiplantae; Streptophyta; Magnoliopsida; Poales; Poaceae
Product: putative F-box/FBD/LRR-repeat protein At5g56810
Exons: 3
Coding region: 125-1681 (518 amino acids)
Molecular function (GO): protein binding
Source: RefSeq, a predicted model, not a curated record
CAAAAGGGAAACGGCGGCGACUCCUCACUCCUUGGAAUCAGAUUUCCCACUCCCCAUCGGCCGCCAUGGCGAUGGCGUUGGCAACCCCACCCCGCUUCCAGAUCUCCAACUAGAUCGUUUCGCCAUGGAGCACCGCGACGGGGAGAUCGCCGCCAAGCGACCACCCAAGCGUUCCGACGGCGGCGACGGCCGCAGCGAGGACCGCCUCAGCGCGGUUCCCGACGACCUCCUUAUCAACAUCCUUCUCCUGGUCCGCGACGCCGCCGCCGCCGCGCGGACCAGCGUCCUCUCCCGCCGCUGGCGCCGCCUCUGGACGCUGCUCCCGGAGCUCCACUUUCUCCCCCACAAUGAUCCCCACCGCAUACGCCUCGCCCUCGCCGCCCAUGAGGCGCCGGCCCUACGCUUCCUCGACGUCGCCGUCAUUGACGGCACCCCGGAGUCCAUGGUGUCCUGGCUUCAAAUUGCCGCGCGCCGCCUCUCCGGCCAUCUGGUUCUCAUCAACACCGAGCAGAACACCUCGUUGGACGAGCCUGGCGAAGGAGGCGCAUUCGAGCUGCCCUGCUUCGAGAACGCCAUGUCAAUCAGCCUCGAACUAGGCCAUCUCGGGCUCGGCCUCGCCGUGCCGUCUUCGGGUGUAUUCGCCCGGCUCACCAAUCUCUUCCUGAAUCGCGUCCGGCUACAUGGUCCGUCAAUGCUCGGUGACGCUGUCUCCUGGCCACGGUGCCCAUCCCUGCGGAGACUCAUCGUUCAUAAUUCCUGGGGUGUGCGCAACUUCGCAAUCCACUCCGAUUCUCUCCUUGAAAUAGACCUGAGGGAUCUUCGGUCAGAUAAUCCCCUUGGUCUGGGCAGCUUCACCAUUCGUUCAGACUCUCUACUGCGAACGAGGCUGAUGAGUCUGCGUGGCUUGGAGCAGCUCACUGUUAUGGCGUCGGCACUCCAAUUUCUAAGUGUGAGCUCCUGCAUUUCGUAUAGUUCGAGAGGUAAUCAACCGUCUGCAAACAUCUUGGCCCCUCAGCUGACAUGCCUCCUGUGGAUGGAUUAUUAUCAUCCAAGCUACACCCAGCUUAAAAUGGAAAAUCUAGAACGGCUGAGCACCAACCUUUUUUUUGUAUAUGGACAAGAGUCGCACAAGAUGUACAAUAGUAAUUGUACAAGGCUUCUACGGCGCUUUGAGGUUAUCUGGAUUCUCAAAUUAACACUUUUCUAUCUGCCGGAAGUUACUAACCAUGAGUACUUGAUGGAGGGCAUUACAAAACACCCAAACAUUGCAUUCAUGGCCCUGGAAAUAGUGGCAAAUGGACAUUCCUUUGGAGCCAGUUCAUUCCAUGUCCUCAGCAUGUGUGUUGGUGUCAGAAAGUUGUCUCUUAAACUUCUUGACACACAUGGCUAUCCGGUGGCACAAACUGGGUGCCCAUCAGGUUGUGUUUGUGAUCAGCCACCAAACUGGAAAACCAAGGAACUCGCGCUGUAUUGCCUCCGAGAAGUACGGAUCCUCAAUUUAAGAGGAACUGAACAUGAAGCUGCUCUUAUGAAACGGUUAUUCCAUUGGGCAACAGUGCUAGAAAAGAUCACCAUAUCUUUCCAUUGCUCAGUUGCUGAAAGCAAGGCUGAGGAGUUCUGCCAGAUGCUUCAAAGCUUCUGUAGGCCAGAAAUAUUUAUCAAGGGGCAACGCUUCGCCUAAUCUAGUCGUCGCACAGGUAACCAUGGCCUGAACUUGCUGGCAAACUUUAUGUGCACCGCAGGGCCUCGCAGAACGCUUUGCCAACUUGUCGCUUGUGUUGGUGCUCGUGCCUGGUGGUCGUUUUAUCGUUGGCAUCUUGGUAUAAAUUGCACUGUUUGUGAAUUCCAUAGUUUGUUUGAUCCUUUCGAGAUGUUGCAGGAUGUAUAGGUUGCACUUUAUGCAUGUGGAUGUUGUCUGAACUUCAGUUCUUAUUUCCAACAGAGUUUUAAUCAGUCUGAGAUCUGUGAAAAAACUGGUUCUAGGACGAGCUCCAUGGAGCUUGUUUUUUUUUGGUGUGUGUGGCAAAAAUCAAACCAAUCACAUUCUGAAGUUUUAAAUUCUAAAACAAA